AUGAAAACAAAACGUUACAAUGUUUUCCUACGUCCGUCGAUAACAUUAUUUCUGUCUUUCUCUGUGCCCCUUAAGAUUACGAUGUGGCUUAACUCCAGUUACGCGUUAGCCGAUAAAAUACUACUUUUACUAUUCCUUAGUCGUCUUCAUUUCCACUUCCCUUCCCUCACCUCCGGCACUCAAGUGAAUUAUCACGUCCCUUUCCUUGCAGCAGCUGCGGAAGCUCAUUACUGGUGGACAAACAACACACUUGAAAAGGCGCAACGGGGCACUUCAAGCUGUGAUCAUAAACCAAACCAGGUACAAAAACGAACCCGCUCCCCCUAA
Trypanosoma brucei brucei TREU927 is the source of this 327-nucleotide messenger RNA. RefSeq lists its product as hypothetical. The coding region runs from base 1 to 327 and encodes 108 amino acids. The transcript has a single exon. The record is from RefSeq and is a predicted model, not a curated record. Lineage: Eukaryota; Euglenozoa; Kinetoplastea; Trypanosomatida; Trypanosomatidae.